GUUUAGCAUUAAAACAUUACAACAUUAAAAACUGUUUAAGGCUGAAAGAAAUAAUGGCACCAGGGAACUCCAUACACUAUAACCAGUUUAAUGAGAUGAAGCAAAUACAGUGCCUACGGUGUCCCUUUAAUGUGUCUCCUCCCCUUCCUGCAUGCUCCAGCCUCAAACAAGCACCUCCUCUGUGAAAAAUCCAAUGGUUUUCUGCAAACCCCAUUGGAAUUCGAGUUCCUCCACAGCCAAAGACAGGUAGGCAUUUAAAAUAAUUGUCAGCUGUCACUCUAGAUAGAAGAAUGUCCCAGUUACAGUGUUAUGUACAUAUCUCUGUGCUGGAGGACAUAACAGAUCAUUUAUUUAUCCCAGGGAAUUAACAGUACCCUCAUUAAACAGAGAAUAAAUAUAGGAUAAAAUGCAUAGAGAGAGAAAUGUUGUUCAUGAUUUUUUUUGCUUUAUAUUUAAUUGCAAAUGAUAGAAAUAAGGGCAGUGGAACACAUUAAUCAUUCAGAAUUAGAAAAUUAAUAAUAAUUAUUAUUUAAUUAAUGAUUAUAAAUACAUAAUUAUACCAUAGUACUUUAUAUCUGACAUGCUGUUUAAUGCACUGUUUGUGUGGAGAUUAAUAUGAUUUUUUUAUGUCCCUGUCACAGCUCAGCGCCAUCAUUCCGGAGACCAGAGCUUAAUGUCCUCUGUGUUCACACGUGGGGGCUCCAGGCUUAGCCACUUCCUGGGAAGGCGGAGCUCGGUCUAUGAUUGGCUGGUCCCACACUGGACCCGCCCCUUGACGCUCUCCGAUUGGCUGGUUCCUUGCGCGUUCUCCAUCUCCGCGGCAACGCCAGCUUCCGCUUCCGGUAUGGAGGGGAAGCGGCCUCAGUUCGGGAACCGGCACCUGAGCGACCCGAGCCGGGUUUUCCAGCACAAUGCCUGGUGAGGAGAGCGGACAUAGCUCUGAUGGAAAGUAUCAUGGGGGUCAGGGUUACACAGAGAUACAUAGGCCAUUGUACAACUACAACUCCCAUGAUGCUCUGUCAUUGUAAAGCCUGGCAAAGCAUCAUGGUAGUUGUAGUUCUGCAGCAUCUGAGGAAUUUACCUAUUGCUAAGCCAUUAGGGAUCUGUUAUAGCAGGGCUGCCCAAAAGGUAGAUUCUCAGAUGUUGUAGAACUACAACUCCCAUGAUGCUCUGUCAUUGUAAAGCCUGGCAAAGCAUCAUGGUAGUUAAAAUUCUGCAACAUCUGGGGUUUUACCUAUUGCUAAGCCAUUGGGGAUCUGUUUAUAGCAGGGGUGCCUAAAAUGUACAUCCCCACAUGUGGGACUACAACUCCCUUGAUGCUUUGCAAAGCAUCAUGGAACCUGUAGUUUUUAAAACAUCUGGGGAUCUACUUUUUGGGCACCCCUGUGUUACAGAGAUAAAUGCUAAAUUGUGAAUUAAAAGUAAUUUCAAAUUGUAGGCCAAAAUAGCUGGAAUGGGAACAUUUCUCCAAGUCGGUUAUGUUUUAUUUACUGCUAUUGUGGAUUAAAAUUGGAAAUUCACCUUCAAUCCCCAACAAUGCUCACUUUGCAGGGUUAUUUGCUAAACACAGAAUUUCAGUGGUUUAAAUCAGAAUGGCAAAACUGAAUCUAAAAGAAUGGAUUUAGGAAAAAUUCCCCAGUUCAGCUAUAAUCACAGCUGAGCUAGUUUUGCCUGCUUGUUGCCAUUAAGUUCUAAUUCACUAAAAUAGUGAAUAACUUUUAGAAUCUAAUUACAUUCCAACAUAUUUCUCAUUAGUAAUCAGAAAGGUAUGGUAUAAAGUACCCUCUGCUGGUGUCAGAACUCUCCCUGUUCCCUGUACUGCACUCUAUAUUACAGGCUGGUUUUUCUUUUUUCUCAUUAACUGGUUGCCUCCAAACUACAUAAAGUGGACUUAUCGGCUUUCCUUGUUUGCACAUUAAAAAAAAAAAGAGGGGUGGGGGGAAGAUUAAGAACGUGGAGCCUUCCUGGACAUCAGUCAUACCACUUUGGGUUCCUACAAGGGGCCCCUGCCCCUCCGUUCACCACAUGGGUUGCAAGGUGAAGGGAACUAAGUUAUACCCCAUAGGGUGCACAGUCUCCUAGACCAUAAUUCAUUGUAAUCACAAACUGACCACUAUGCUAAAUUCUAAAAUUUCCUUCUAAGGGACAAUGUGCAAUGGACUGCAGAUCAGGAAUCUGUAGCUAAAAAGAAAGUUGAAGAAAACAGUUGCCAGCCCGUGCCGUCUGAUAAGCAAGGUAUUUUGUGUGUGUCUGUGUUUUCUAAAAGGUGCUGAGUAAAAAUACAGUAUUCUUUAUCCCAGAAAUAUACUCUUCAAUCCAGUUUUAUAAUUAAUGUGGCAAUAUCUCAGUUAUGGUGAAGUAUUACUUUUUUUUGUCUUCAGUACAAAGGCCCUUAACAUUUCAGUAGAAUGUGUGUGUAAUUACUCGACAUAAAAGCCUGAUCACGGAGAUUUAAAGGAAUACUUCAAACACCAUAGGCUUUACAUCAAGCUGUAGUGGUUAUGGUACCAGGAGUGCCCAGGUGCCAUAGUUAGUAGUCAAACCGUUUUAGUGUAAGUUGACGGCUUACAGUCAACAUUUCCAAAGCCUCUAUAAAACGAGUUCACCCUAUAUAUUAAUAGCAUUAUCAAUAUUGUAAUAGAUUUUCUGCAGCCAUAGCUAUUCAGUAAUCGAUCACUGAUUUCACAGAUUUAAAGGUACAGCUAAAAAAAGUAUGACGAUUUCUUUUCAGAGGAAUAUGAAAAUAAGGCCAGCAGCUUUUGGGACGAUUUCUACAAUAUUCACGAAAAUAAAUUCUUCAAAGACAGACACUGGCUGUUUACAGAGUUUCCAGAAUUGUAUUCACAAGUCAGCGCUCCUGACGGUACAGAUGCCGUAACAGAAACAAACACUGAACUGCGUGAUGACGUACAAGGUUCCCUAGCUAAGACUUUCACAGGCCUUGGGAUUAGAGAAGAUGCGGGGGAUGCGUACCCAGGAGCUUCUUCUACCUACCGCAUCUUGGAGGUAAUUGAAGACAAAGAUCAUACAUUUUGUGUUACUUUAUUGUAAUAUCACCUGCUGUUACUCAAGGUUUCAACACUUUUUUUUUCCCUUCCUUCCAGUGUGACAUUCUCUCUUUUGUCUACAACAUUUUCUAAUUUUGUGACAACUUUGUUUUUCUUUUCUUCACUUUCGCCACAACAUUCUUAUCUUUUAUUCCCCAGUAGUGAUGUCCCGAACGGUUCGCUGCGGAUGGCAAACAUAUGACCCUGUACCUCACAGUCAGCAGACACAUUCCAGCCAAUCAGCAGCAGACAUUGCCUCCCACCUCCUGGACAGCAUCCAUUUUGAAGCUGCAUUCUUAGUGAGCUGUCCAGGAGGUGGGAGGGUCUGCUGCUGUUUGGCUGGAAUGUGUCUGCUGACUGUGAGGUACAGGGUCAUAUGUUAGCAUUCCGCGGCGAACCGUUCGGACAUCACUAUUCCCCAGCAAUAUUUCUCUCCCCUCUCCCUCCCCCCCUCCCUGUUCAAAGCAUUCUCUCCUGAUAUGUCCUCAUUUCUUCCCCUCCUCCAGGCUCGGUUAGAUUAGAUUUGGUGCUGUUAGGCGUUAUGAUUUGAACACUUUUUAUUUGCCUGGAUAGCAAUGCACAGAUCACUUAACACAAUCUCAAGAAUUAUGCUUUUUUAAUGGUUCAGUGCCUUUUUAUUUUCCGUGCCACGCUUCAGCAACUAACUGCAUCCUUGUGGAACACGUGAAUAGUUCAGGUCUUUACCUCUGAUAAUGCAGAUUCUAAUUUUAGAUCUUUUAUAUCUCUUCUAUCUACUGUCAGGUGGGCUGCGGCGUAGGGAACACAGUUUUUCCAAUUCUACAGAACAAUACGUAAGUUUUUUUACACUGGAUGUUACAGAAAGAUCAGGAAAUGCAUUCAGUUGUCUGCACUGCAAUCCGAUCUCCAUUUUUGCACAGUGUGGUAGUUAGAAAUAUUUGCAAUACUAAAAUCUGGUUUAACUUUAACUCAGCAGAUUAGGCAAGUUUGAACUUUCUAAAAGUUUCAUACAACAGCUGACUGACUGAGCAUAAUGGUAGCUGCCCAUAUUAACUGGAUUGCUAGAUUUUUAUUAUUUUUACCCAUUUUUAAAAAUUAUCUUUUUAACUGAAGUGUGGGUGGGUUUUAUUUUUUAUUUUUUAUUUUUUUUAUUUUUUUUUGUCAUAAGAUUUUAUCGCUUGGUAUUUACUCAUUGCCAUAUGUCCAGCAGGAUCCAAUUUUCUCUGGUCUUUAACUAAGGGAACUAGACAUUUAACCCGUGUUCAGGUUUUGUAUAUGCAGCUUAGAAAACCACUUAUAUUUUGCAUCAAAACAGGGUAAUUUCAUGUUGUUUAAAUUAACAUCAAUGAUAUAUAUUGUAUAAACAGUGGUGACCUGAUGUAGUCCGGGAAAUUAAAACCUUAAAACACAAACAGCUAGAAUGGGUCCCCCUAAUAGUGUAAUUUUAUAUUUGUGAGGGUGACGGUUGUGUAAUGGGAUUUUUCUCUCUCUACCAGUGACCCUGGCCUUUUUGUCUAUUGCUGUGACUUCUCCAGUACUGCUGUUGAGCUUGUGAAGGUAGGAGGACAUAACCAGUGUCUGAUAUGUGAUAAAAAGGACUGUUCUAAAAUAUGCGUGUGUCGUUUUAUACUAGCAGCUGUUUCUUAUUCUUGGGCUGACGUGAACACACAGUUUGGAAAACAGACUGGGCUGUGCAGAACAUACAGGGAAUUUUUCGAGAAAUUUUUUUUUUUUUAUCUCAUGAACUCUGUUUCUGAAGUUUUAUUCCAGACUCGGUCAGAAAAAACACCAGCUUAUUUUAAAUUUUUUUUUUUUUUUUUUUUUGCACUGUAUAUCCAGACUGUUGGCUGACCUCUACCACUAAUCAGGGUUUACCAUUAGGGAAGUCAAUUCAUAUUUGAAUAAUGCUGCAAGCAAGAAAAGGCCGUUUUCCUGGCACUAUAGAUUUCUAAGGUGCUUCCCCCUCCCUCCCUCCCUCCCUCCCUCCCUUCGGCACUGAAGGGUUAAAACUUCUUCAGUCACUUAGCUGAAUUCAGUGCCGUAGUCAUUCGGCACUGGGUCAGGCUCCGCCCAAACUCCUCCCCCGCCAACAUCAGCUGGCGGGAGAGACCUAAGCCGAAAGUACGGCAAUGACCGCGCUCGCAUUAGGAUUUCCCCAAAUGAAAGCAUUAUUUAAUGCUUUCCUAUGGGGAAAAAUCUGAUGCUGGAGGUCCGUCCAGUGUUAGAUAAUGGACCAAAAAUCAGUUUCAAUUCCAGAAGCCCUCUAGUGACUGUUGGUAGACAUCUACUAAGGGCAGACUUAGAGCUGCACUGUUUUAUACUGCAGCAGUAAGUGCAAAAGGGACACCGCACCCAGACCACCUCUAUGAGCUGAAGUGGUCUGGGUGCUUACAGUGUCCCAUUAGCUACUUUCUACAUUGACACAAAUUGACCGAACAUGAUUUGAACAGCAAAUCCUUAUUCAUUGUAGAUGUGUUUUUUUGGGGAUUUUUUUUUUUUUUGUCAGCCUUUAUAGCUUGUUUAGUAAGAUGCAUCCGUGAAAUAACAAUCACAUGUUUUUAUCAAUGCAAGAAAACCACCUUUCUACAUAUCAUUUUAUUUUAAUAUGUAAAAAAGAUCAUUUUAAACUUUUUAUCCAAAAAUAUUUAAAUCCUUGUAAAAUCUUAUCCCAAUAUUUUAAAUCAAGGCCUCUGUCAGCAAAUCUAGGGCAGAAAGCCACAACAUAUCAAAUUAAUUAUAAAAUAAAAUCUUCCUAAAUUGCCUGAGGUCUCCCACACUUUGUCAUCAGAAGGGCUGUUUUUUCUGUGGUGGAGACCGGUUUGGUCCUCAAUGGUCCAAAGGGAAGGAGAACAGGGUCACAAAGCUGCUUGGAAAGGGCUGGCUGCUUAAACUUGGACAAUCUACCAGGCAUCCACAGUAAAAUUCUGGACUGUGACUUAGAAUGGUUAUUAUGAUAUAUUGAUUGGGAUCUUAAUUCUGCUCCAAGAUCACUAUUUAAAGGAAAACCUCAAGAACCAUAACUACUACAGCACACUGUAGUGAAUGUUGUCCCUGGAGUCGCUGCUGUAGUCUCGUGGUAAGAUUUCAAACCAUUUUAGCACAAUUUGACAACUUACCUAGGUCCUGCUAGUCACCCACACCACAUAGAGUCUUCAGUAGCUUGAGUGUCACUUGAGCGCAAAGCAGGACAGAGGCAGGAAAGCGAUGGCUGAGAGUGCUGAACUGACACUCAACCAAUGAUCCAUCCAUCCUCUAUUAGUCUAAACUGGCAUUCAACGACUCCUGCUGGAGGAGAGCCUAUGUGGUGCGGGUGCCUGCUGGACACAGGUGAGUAGUCAAACCAUACUAAAAUGGUUUUACAUAACUUACUGUGGGACAGCGCCAGGGCACUUCUGGCACCAUAACUACUAAUGUCAGAUCUGGAGAAAUAGACAGUCUCUCUCGGGAUCUGCGUCUGUAGAGGAUAACAGUUAGGUCUUUUCCUCCAAAUUGGAGAAUUUCUCAUAACAGAUGAGUGUUAAUGCCAAUGAAACACCAUCAAAUGUUGAAAGCUAUUCUAUAUUGUUAGACCACCAACCAAAAAAGAUACUUUAACCUUCUCUAAUGAAAGUCACUGCACACAUAUAUAAGGUGUGACUGUUAUUAUAUUCUUCAUGUUCUAGGUGUCAACGUUAUUUUUCUAGGAGCCAUGAAAUCUAGAUCCAAGUUCUCUAGAAAUCAAUGGAGUCCUACAUCAGAUACUCUAAAAGGCCAUAGACCAUAAUAUAAUAUUCUGCACCCUCAUAAAUACACCUUAGGGCAGGAUUCCCCAAACUCCGGCCCUCCAGAUGGUGUUGAACUACAAUACCCAUGAUUCUCAGCCUAUCUAUUUCACUCAUAGAAUCAUGGGAGUUGUAGUUCAGCAACAUCUGGAGGGCCGGAGUUUGAGGAAGCCUGCCUUAGGGCAUCACAAAAAGCAUUUGUCAACUGUAGAACAUUCUAAUUGCAAUAAAUAUCUACAGUCAAAUAAUUAUACUUCUAUAAGAGAGCUGAAUAUUUUAGACACUUUGAAAGUGUAGUACUUUAGUGUGUUUUUUAUUAAUAUAUUAUUAUUUUUUGCUGAGGGCUAUUCUGCCCAUAAAGCAAACAUGUCUGACACGAUUUUUGACUAAUUUGUGAAUUGCCAGAAUAUUGAAUUUAACAUUUUAGAUCAAAAGAGCCAAAUUGAAAUUCUAGUUGACAUUUGGGUUUUUUACAGUCUGGCCAUAUCCGCCUGAAUUUUGAAACCCAGAUUCAAUUCCCGAUUAUUACCACUGCAGGGGUUUACUCACUAAACAAUGAAUUGUAGGGAUCUGAAAAUUGAAUUCCAAAAUUUAGGUCAAAACAUCUGAUUUGGAAACAUGUGCCAGCUUUGCUGUUUUAAGUCUGAAUUUUUCAAUUUGGUUUAAACUUCACCACAAUUCACUGUUUAGUGAAUACAUUCUGUGCUCAGAGUUUGAGGGUCUUGAAAUGUAAUAUAUUCAAAUAUUUGUCAAAAUUAAAAUUCUUCUAAAAUUUUUCGAAUUCUUACAAGUUAAUGUGUGGUAACACUGCUGGUAAAUCAUAGCAAUGUUGCUGUCUUCCACAGAGUAACAAGCAAUAUGAUCCUUCUCGCUGCCUCGCUUUUGUCCAUGAUCUCUCAGACGCCGAGGCUUCCUACCCCGUGCCUGAUCAGAGUUUGGAUGUCAUUGUCCUGAUUUUCGUCCUGUCUGCCAUUCUCCCAAACAAGUGAGUGACUGACUGGGCUCAGAAGUCUUGCUUAUUGCAGAAGCCCUGGACAGAGACUAAAUCACUUUGAGUACUAGACAUUAUGCGGAGAUCAGUUUUAAAAUAAUUGCUAUUAAUUAAAUUCACGGCUUACAAUGCAAAACACUGCUCCUUUAGAGGGCAUUUUUUUAUUUUUUUGUCUGGCUGUUUUAACUGUUUAGAGCAAUUCAGGAAUGUAGGACAGGUCACUAUCAUACUUUUAUUUAGUGCCCUAUCCAGGGAGCUGUACAAAGAUUACCAAUUGUAGCACAGUAUAUUUAACAAAACAAAUUGUUCUAAAUCAUUAGUCUUCCUGUUAUCAAGCAGGUCUCUAUUACACUGGGAUAGAAAGUUGUACUACAGUAAACAUUUUGUCUGGGUCGUUGAUUGGAGUUGAAUAAAUAAGGUCUAUCUGUUCUAACUGCCACUAACGCUGCUUUCCUCUCGCUGGUAGGAUGCAGAAUGCUAUAAACCGCCUCAGUAAGCUACUGAAACCAGGGGGGUGCAUACUUUUGCGGGACUAUGGCCGGUACGACAUGGCUCAACUACGCUUCAAGAAAGGUGAGUCUAGCAGCUUAUAGCCACUUCUCCUGGGACCAUCUGACCUUCUGUAGCUAAGCUGCUUUUUCCCUUCAGAUUAGAGGCAGUGCUUUAUAACUGGGAUUUCAUCACCUGGAGGGAAAAACAGGUAGGCAAUCUCCCAAACUUCUCAAGAACCUCCCCAAUUAACCUUUGGCCUUAUAAAUUGCUUCCUACCCAAGACAUCCCCAGUUCUUUUGCCUGCCUCCGGCAGAGGAGGGUGUCAGGUUCAGGUUUUCUCCCUAGAAGUAUGGUGAGAGGGCCGAGGCUCUGGAGGCUCUACUUUUUUUUAAAUACAUUUUUCAGAGAUCGGCCAGGGAUAACACACCAGACGGCUGUAUCUCCCCAGGUUGUAUUACGUCCGUCUAUACCAAGCCAGGUGCCGGGCAGACGAUGGUAUGCAUUUGGGCACUAGCUGGGAAGUCCUGGCGGUGGAACACUCGUACAGGUUACGUUUAUUUCCACAGUGGACAUGCGUAAUGCGACUUAAAAUUCAGGCACCAAUACCUUUUUUUUUUUUCUCUCCCUCCGGGGUCAAGAUUUUGGUUUCCAGGACUUAGAGAGGCCAUUUACCCAGCAGUAACUAACUGUUGCCAGGUGCACUUAAAUAAUAAUUUAUUCAGGCUAGAGUCAUUUAAGAUAAAAGCAAAAAGGCUUACCUUAAUCCAUUAAGGACACAUGACAGAAAUAUUCAGUCAUGAUUUCCUUUUAUUUCAGAAGUUGUGUCCUUUAGGGGUUAAGGUAAGCCUUUUUGCUUUUAUCUUAAAUGACUCUAGCCUGAAUAAGUUAAUUAUCUGUGCUGCAAGAUGGAUAAGCUAAAAGCGCAAAUGUUUCUAAGUUGGAGAUUUUUUAGCUUCUCGUCACUUAAAGAUUAUUCCUAAAAUCUUAACACAAAUAGUGCUUUGAAAGCGUAAGCACUUAGUAGAUCGGGCCCAUAAUAGAUUAUUCUUUGAGUAAAGCCUAUAAAGGGUAUUAGAUAAGAAAAUACUUUUACAUAAUUCUAUUUGGUAAAUUUAAGUUUCCUUUCUGGCUCAAAAUAGCUGCAACACAGUGAUUAGUUAAUAUGGGUUUCAAUAUCACUAAUUGCUGCAACAGGGUCAGUAAUUAAAGUGAAGUGUUCCGGUGGAAUAUAUUCACAGGAGCAAGACCCGUAUGACUAUGGGAAGAUUAUCCUUAGGAGGCUGAUAUUUAAAAUCUGGUUUUGGUUAAGUUAAUAUACUGUUGUAGCAGAUGGAUUCUUUAAAUGCCUGGGUCCUAGCCGCAGUGUUUAUUUUCUUAAAACAUGCAGUAGGCUUUUAGCAAUUGCUGUAGACAAAGCUCUGUUGCAAUUCACAUUCUCACCACCUUAACUAGUUUCACCUGAUAUCAGUUUCUAAAAAGGCAGUCUGUUUUUCAGCUGGGGCAGAACUUUUCCUGUGCUUCACUCCAUAGUUGCACAUUUUAUGUUAUGUCUUAAAUUCCAAGUCCUAUGUUGUCAGUUACAAAGACAGGUUUGAGCUAACUGACUAUUGGAAUGGCAAUUUUAAAGAAAGUGCUUCCUAAUAUUGGUUCCUGCAGAGUUUGCAUCAAACAGGUUUUGAAAUGCAGUUGCAGCUAUUCUGUCUGCUCUAGCCUCUGCUUCCCAAAUACAGCUAAGGAAAGCCUAUAGCAGGUAAGGCUGUUGGAUGGUAUUGCAAUUUUAAAGAAUUACUUCUAUUAUUGAUUCCUGCAGAGUCUGCAUCAAACAGGUUUUGAAAUGCACUUUGCAGAUAUUCUUUCUGCUCUAGCCUCUGCUUCCCAAUUACGGUUAAGGAAGGCCUGGAUCAUGGGUAUUGUCUUAUGCAGACUGUAUAUCUAUGUAAUCAGUGUCGCUUCAGCCAAUAAAGAUGGUAACCUGUAUGAACUAGUCUCAAUGGAAAAUUAUUUCUUCCUCAUGUUACUGGUCUUGAUGCAAGUUCUAGUACAGCUGCAAGCCUAUUGAUCAAGGUGUAGUUCCACCAAGUUCAAUUUGUACCCUGCACUGCAAUAGAUACGGUAUGACUGGGAUGGUUUACUGCCUAGGUUUGUUUGCCGUUUUCUUUUAAGAAGAGCUUAUGCCAAUUGCCACUUGAUAUUCUCUCACUAUGCAAAAUGUUGCCAUCCAUAAAUUUGUUGAAUCUCUACAAUAUGGCUUCCUCAGGGGCACCUAAUUAAUUUUUGUACACCAGCCCCUAAAGGUUAGGGUGUUUUUCUACAGCAUACGGGUGGAUGCUAAUCAAUCUUCUGAUAAAGAAUUCCCUUUACAAGAAGUGUGCAGUUCUGGUGUUUGUCAAGAAACAGAAGAAAAAAAAUUGUGGUUCUCUCUAUGGCCUUAUCACCUGAAAUCUCUCUUCUACUUCAGUAGACAAGAUACUAGGGAAAUAAUUUUGGUUCCCGUCUUGUAAGAACCUGCUUGGUCUCUUCAGCUUCUUUAGGCAUAGCACUGUUUACAGGUCCUUCAGAGGCCAGAUACAGUUGCUGAUAAGAUUUUGCAGUAAAAUCUUAUACUUCGGUCAUUCCUUUCUGAACCAGGCAGAAAUGAAGGAUGCCAGACGGUUCUUACUUUUUGUUCUAGUUCUCAAAUUGAUCGUUCAGAAUUUUACGACUGAUGCUUCAGGUCUCAGCUAGGUUCUCAUAGGGUUGAAGGGAAAUUAGCUGAGAUAUUUUGAAAAAAACUUAUCCAACUACAUAGGACCAAAGGCUAUCUGGCUAGCUCUCUUUGCCUUUCAGAUAAAGACCAGGUAUUAUCUUGUCCAGAUCUGGUCGGAUAGUUCUACAUCGGUAGCAAUUAUGUACAAACAAGGUCUUUGUCUUGUUUGAAAAAUCUUGUUCCAGGAUAUGCUUUUGUUAGUUUUUCUUAGGUCUAUUCCCUUAUGCAUAGAACUUAAAAUUCCUCUGUUUAGCUGUAGCAUUGAGUAGUCAACAUUUAAUACAAAGCAGAUUGGUUCAUACUCCCUGAUCUUCACCCAAACGAUAGGAAGAAUUUGAUUAUCCGGUUAUGGAACUGGGACUUCUAGAUCAAACAGAUAGCAAGUGUUUCAUUGGACAAGCUUGGACAGAACAGUAAGCUUUGGUUUCCUUUGCUUUCUUGCAAAUUCCAGUCUAACCUAUAGUUUCCUCCUGGUUCCCUAUUCCCCAAGAUCCUAUAGGAUGGAAAAGGUGAGAAUGAUAGUUUUCCUCCCUUGGUGGCAUGUAGCUGUUUCACCGUUCAUCAAAAAUUAUCCGGAGGAAUCUUUGGGGACCUUACCUGUAAAUAGGCAUCCUGGAAUUCUCAAGGGUACCGCUUCUCAAAUUUGUUGUAAUUCAAGCUGACGACCUGGUUUAUGUAUACCAGAUACUGAAGGAUAAUGUUUUGUCUCAGGAAAUUAUUGACAAUUUAUUUUACUAUAAAUGGAUCUUGCUGAUUUGAGUCUUCACUCUAGGUUUUUGGGGGUAGUCGCCCAAAAUAUAUUUUUGGCAAGAACUUAAAGUUCUUCAAGUUUCCAUUUUCAGCAGGAGAAAGUGGAGUUAAGUUGGAUUCUUUAAUUCUUUCCAAUCUUCCAUCUAACGUUAUUUUUCUAACUUUUCCCAACAGCGUUCUAGGGUCUUGGAAUUCUAAUUCCACUGCCUGGGCGUUUAGUUCUCGUCUACGUUACCUUAAAGGUCUUCAUUCGUUUGGGUUUUUUCUUAUCUAACACCUAUCUUCAUUGAAGCUCUUUCGAUCACAGUUAUGUUCAGAUCGGGUGCCUGAGGGCUUCUGCUAUACAUUCUCUCAAAUUCCUAACAGCCACAAGGUGAUCUCUUCACUCAUUUUGGUCUGUUGACCAUGGAAGAUACAACUUUGGUCGCAGUUUUUUUGCAGUGAGAUUUGAGUGCCGACCUAAGAGAUUGCUUUUGGAUAUCCCAGUUGUAAGGCACUGCCUCUAACCUGAAGGGAAAAUCUAAAAAAAUUUCUUACUGUAAAUUUAUUUUUCCAGAAGAUUAGAGGCAGUUCUCACUCCCCCUCCUCCCCCAAAUUUGUUCAUAGUCUGAGUGGUACGGUUAUUUGGCUUUUGUAAUUUCUGGGGAUGUCUUGGGUAGGAAGCAAUCUAUAAGGCCAAAGGUUAAUUGGGGGAGGUUCUUGAAAAGUUUGGGAGAUUGCCUGACUGUUUUUUCCCUCCAGGUGAUGAAAUCCCAGUUGUAAAGCACUCUAAUCUUCUGGAAAAAUAACUUUACGGUAAGUCCACAUUAUGUGCAUCUUUAUUGCUUGUUUAUCUUAUAUCCUACAGGUCGCUGUCUGUCUGAAAAUUUUUAUGUAAGAGGAGAUGGGACGCGAGUGUACUUCUUUGCACAAGGUAAGUAACGGCUGGCCUUUAUCUUACUUUGUCUUUACAGUGCAGUGACGACCUCUAAAUUAAAUCUGCAAUGCAGAGAACCAUGUAAGAGCUUUUUAAUGACUUCCCCUUGGCCUGGUAUAAUGUAUAUAAUAUUGAGCAACUUUAUUUUCCCAUAUCAUAGCAAAGGUACUCCAGGCAUGACAUGCAUAUUGCACCAUUAUCCUGCCAAAUAUAGCCAUUCAAAUUUCAUAUAAAUGGAUUUCGAUGUGUCCUCUACACAGUCUGACCCAGAAAUGUAUUGGUACCUGCCCAACAUAGUAUGAAUAGUAUGAUGUGUUUUGAGUGGGCAGAUGGGGGCUAAGUUUCCCACACAAUUUAUUUAACAGAGAGGAUGACUGAAAAUGAUGUACCUUUCACUCUCAUUCAAGCAUUGAUCAUAUGUGAUUUGUCGUGUUGGGUUGUCUCUCUUUCUUCUUUCAUCAAGUCAGUCCAAUAAUGUGAGUAGAAUAUUGGACGAGAUACACAUCCAAAGACAUUUGCCAUAAAGUGUGUGCCACUUCCAUUUAGCCCGUUCUAACAGAACUAACUGUAACCAUGUCUGAAAGUUUGAGAUUUUUUUUCAAACGUAUAUUUAACUUGUUUUUCUUAGAUGAGCUCGAAGAUCUGUUCACGAACGCAGGUCUAGAAAAGGUGCAAAACACGGUGGACCGAAGACUACAAGUGAACCGCGGGAAGCAGCUGACCAUGUACCGCGUGUGGAUUCAGUGCAAGUACCGUAAGCCCCGCGAUCCUGUGAAUGGUGCAUCACUGAUCUAAGCACAGUCUCCAAAAAAGGCAGUGUCUUCAUCGCGACUCUGUAAUGGGUGCAGCUGGAAGGCACAUAAAGAGUUGCACAGAGCUGAUAAUGAUGUGAUGGUACAGAGCAUCAAUAUCUCUUUAUUACCAUUUAAUGUGCCUAAACAUGCACCAGUUUUAUCCAAGAACAAAGCUAUGUUCGUGUUGGCCCUUACAUUGGAGGCCUUGCAGUUCAAUGAACUGAUUUUAAAGAGUGGAAACUGUUAAACUAUUUAGUUAAGGACAAGUGCCAGUCUGUGCCGUCAUAAACUGUACUAUGCUGUUUGAUGGCCCUACUCACCUGGCAACAAUCUCCUGAGAAACCGGUGGCAACACCGUAUAUAUGCCUCACUGUCAUAGGGUCUUUAGAAACCCUUUUGUGACCGCACGCAUAGUCUUUUAAUGAUAAGUAAUUCCAGUAACACUCUGCUGUUCUUGAAGUUUACUGCCCUAAAAUGUGAUGGACAAUGCAGGACAGUUUUAUUAAAUCCACUUUUUAUCAGGACUGUAUGAAUUUUUAUGUUUGAUUUUAAAGAUUCAUGCAGGAGUUAAGCAAGGGGUAAACUUUGUUUUUAUUUCAAUAAAGCUUUUCAUUUUAUUGUAA
This is a messenger RNA of Pelobates cultripes (western spadefoot toad), 14099 nucleotides long. Lineage: Eukaryota; Metazoa; Chordata; Amphibia; Anura; Pelobatidae. The record is from the annotation of a GenBank genome assembly.